AUGUUUUUAGGGCUGUUGCCCAUGCUGGGGCAUGGCGGAUUGGAGCUCGGGAAUCCGGCUCCUGGCUCCCGGUACAGGACCCGCGGAGAGAUCGCCGUGACGAUCGGCGCUCUCAAGGUAUGCUCGGGGGAUUUAGAACGGGGUAAGAUGCUUCAUCUCGAUGCGAUCGAGAGUGGGAUUCACACGCACCCUCACGUCGCGGCGGCGCUGGUGAGCAUGUAUGCGAGGUGUGGGAGCUUGGCGGAGGCGCACAGGGUUUUCGAAGAGAUGCCUCGGCGUAAUGUGGUCUCUUGGAACGCAUUGAUUCAGGGGUAUGCCGAGAAUGGACAGGAGAAUUUGGCUAUGAAAUCGUUCGUGGUAAUGCAGGACAGGGAAGGACUUUGUCCGAAUUCUCAGACUUUUGUGGCGGUUCUCAAGGCUUGCACCAACAUGGCAACUAAAGGAGAGAGGGCAGGCGAUGGGGUCUCGGUGAAAGAACAGACUUUAGAGAAGGGAAUGGCGCUUCACUCUCACGCAACAGUCAGUGGAUUCGAGUUGAAUGAGUUUGUGGCGAACAGUCUCGUGGAGAUGUAUGCGAAGUCUGGAAGCAUGGAGGAUGCGAGCCGAGUUUUCUUCAGGAUGAAAUCACGGAGCGUCGUUUCGUGGACUGCUAUGAUACUUGGUUUCGCAGAAAAUGGUGAAGAAGAACUUGCUCUGGAGCUGUUCGACCUCAUGCUAGAGACUCAAAGUUGCCGGCCAGAUGCGCUUACAUUUGUUGCUGCUAUCAAGAGCUGCGCGCGCUUAGCUAUCAAGGAAGAAGGGAGGCUGAUCGGGAAGAGCCUUGUCAAAGUCACAAGUCUGGAGAAAGGCAAGAUCGUCCACACUAGAGCUAGAAACAGCGGCUGCCAGUCGAGCAUUGUUUUGGAGAGCGCACUUGUGGACAUGUACUCGAAGUGUGGCAGCAUGGUGGACGCACGAAGGGUUUUUGACAGUGUGAAGUGUCACAAUGUUGUGUCCUGGAACUCACUGAUACAGGGAUAUGUCGAAAACGGGGAAGAAGAUUUGGCUCUUGAGUCACUCUUUCGGAUGCAAGCGGAAAAGAACUGUCAGCCAGAUGCUCGCACGUUUGUCGCAGCUUUUAAAGCAUGCGGUGGCUUGGCGGCAAAAGAGAAUGGCAAGAAGCUGGACGAUCUUCCAAAGCUGGUGAAGGUUGAGUCUCUAGAGAAAGGCAUGGCCUUGCACGCUCGGCUGGCAAAGAGCACUUGCGGCCCGGACGUGUUCCUGACGAAUACCUUGGUAGACAUGUACGCUCGGUGCAGAAGCAUGCAAGACUCUCAGAAGGCAUUCGAUCAAAGUUCCCAUCAUACUACAGUCUCGUGGAAUGCCUUGAUUCUUGGAUACGCAGAAAACGGGGAAGGCGAAGCUGCUCUCGAGUUUUUUCAACAAAUGUUAGCAGCGGGGGAGUGUCCACCGGAUUGUCUCACGUACAUUGCCGCGCUCAAAGCUUGCAACACAGUAGCAGCGACGGAGAAACAACUUGUAAAUGGCCUGUGCUCACCCUGAUGUGUUUGUUGCCAACACACUUGUGGAUGCUUAUGCAAGCUCUGGCAACAUGUUCGAUGCUUGCAGAGUAUUCGAGAGUAUGAACUUUCGUACUCUUGUUUCCU
Molecule: messenger RNA, 1646 nt
Organism: Selaginella moellendorffii
Lineage: Eukaryota; Viridiplantae; Streptophyta; Lycopodiopsida; Selaginellales; Selaginellaceae
Product: pentatricopeptide repeat-containing protein At1g03540-like
Exons: 2
Coding region: 1-1542 (513 amino acids)
Biological process (GO): RNA modification
Molecular function (GO): protein binding; RNA binding
Source: RefSeq, a predicted model, not a curated record